AUGGCUGCUACGAGUUCUCAAAGCUCCUCGGCUCCUCGCGCACAAGCAAGCUCGCAGCCAGCACUGUCUCGUCGUACCAGUACUACUUCUCAGACCUCCCAGAGCUCUCAGCAGCAACCGAAUCACCGACCAUCGGCGUCUACCAAUGCGACUCCUCAAGCAUCUCUAUACUCCCACCUAGGAGGCAGUGAACCAUCGACACCUCGUCCCAUCGCCCCUGCUGGGACUAACAAGCGCCCUGCUCCGUCAUCGCCAGUAAAAACAUUUACAUCUACCAACAACUUCAUCAACCAGACAGCGGCGAGCAUUUCAGAAUCACUCACAGCCCCUUCAACCAAAAGACGAAAGCCUGCUGACAUUCGACGCCCAAGUUCACAUGUAACUGGAUCAUUGGAUUGGAACGCUCUUCUUCCCACCGGAGACGAAUUCAGAGCAAGCUUGAAGGCCGCUUCGGCUGCCUUAGAACCUCAUAUCAAGAGCUUCGAAGAACUCUUAUCAUCCAUCAACGACGAACACCGCCGACUCACCGCCGUUGAGCGCAGCCUCAGACUUACAAAGGACGAGCAAGUAAAGGACCAGAAAAAAGCCCAAGACGCGCUCAAGGAUGUAGAGAAAUCAAUGACCACCGAGAACAAGUUGCUCAGGGACCUGGAAGAUCUCUACAACAAAUAUCCUGGGGACAACGAACUUCGCACGUUCCUGGAUAAACGAAAAAGAACGGUUCUCGAACAUGAAGAGGUAUAUACCGUAGUCAAAAGCCAACUUGACAAGAGUACUGCUGGACUUUUCAAAACCGACAGCAAGAUUGCGUUGGUUACCAAGAGGAUUGGGCAGCUUGACGCUGAGAACGCCGAGGUGAUGAAAGAGAAGAUGGGGAUUGAUACGGCGGCGAAACGAUUGAUGUUUAUGUCUCGUUUUAUGGAACCCGGCUGGCAAGCUAGACUGGCUAUGGUUGAGGAGGCUUUGGGGGAAGAAGUUAUGCGGUCUGCAUUUUGA
Messenger RNA from Fusarium redolens, 996 nucleotides. RefSeq lists its product as uncharacterized. The record is from RefSeq and is a predicted model, not a curated record. Lineage: Eukaryota; Fungi; Ascomycota; Sordariomycetes; Hypocreales; Nectriaceae. Bases 1 to 996 code for a protein of 331 amino acids. The transcript is spliced from 2 exons.